UGUUUGACACAUCCAGUUAUCUAACUCUGCCGUUUCAUCUGUUGUGAAAUUCAUUCAAAAGAGUAGUGUUAUGAAUACGCCGCGUUUCGCCGACACGUCCCGUUAAGUUUAAAGUGCAAUUACUAAGAACCUGCAACAACCUCACUAGCAAACAAUGUCUCGUGCUCAGGACGCGAUUGCCUUGCUGCGUGCGGUCAAGAUCGUGGCCGAGGCGGUGGCCAAAACUCAGGGCGACCAUGCCCGGCAUCUGCUGGCCAACUCGAGCAUCCGUGAACUGCUCGAAAAACAGCUGCGCCAGGGCGAGGACACGGUCAAGGCACUGCUGGCGAACCCCAACAAGGAGCUGGAAAAGGCCGGCGGGCUGUUGAAGGAAACGCUGGAGCGGACGGCCGUGGUGACCGAGGGGUUGAAACAGCUGUCGGCCAUAUCGCUGCCGAAGGUGGGGUCACCGGGGCCGGCGUUCGAGUUUGGGAAGGCGGUGUUUCCCGCGCAACAAGAUGGAGCGAUUCCAAAGGAGAAAGCUUCUGAUAUUGGAAGCUUGGACAUAUCACAAAUUACGCUCAAAGAAUUGGAAUCAAUUCUAUCUGAGCACAACAAAAAUCGGCAGAUCAAACUGUCCUACGAUAACGGUAGGACUCCAGAACCGACGGCCAAGAAGACUGACCCGGAGCCUCCUGUGCAAACGGUUAAACCGAAGCCCGUUGAGUACAAGGUUCCACCGCCGACAACGAAGGAUGAAAAAGUAAUAGCAGACAUGAUGAAGGUAGUCUCCUCGUACGGACCAUCUAGCUCACCAGAACCGACAGCCACACUCACACCAAUCGAUCUACCUCAGCUAAGUUCGGUGGCCAAACAGCGCAAGGUACCGUCCUCCCGAGUCGCCCGUCUGGCCUCGUUUGGAAAUCUGUUUGCCGGUCUAGGACUCGGCACAAUCAACGAGCUCGCCAAAGGUGCCCUCGGCCUCGGAGGAACGCUCGACCCCAAGCAGGCCCUCUUCAGUCCUGCGAACGCCGAACGAAUCGUGGACACGUUGUGCAAAGUUCGCGGAGCGGCCCUCAAACUCGGCCAGAUCCUCAGCAUUCAAGACUCGAAUGUCGUCUCACCUCAGCUGAUAAAAGCGUUCGAGAGAGUUCGCCAAGCUGCCGACUACAUGCCAGAUUGGCAGGUCGAGAAACAGCUCGUGCAGGAGCUCGGGCCGGAUUGGCGCAAGAAGCUUGCCACCUUCGACAAGACUCCCUUCGCGGCGGCCUCCAUCGGCCAGGUGCACCGCGGAGUGCUGCACGAUGGGACCGAGGUCGCCAUUAAGAUUCAAUACCCGGGCGUUGCGAAAAGCAUCAGCAGUGACAUCGACAAUCUGGUGUCGAUGCUCAAGGUGUGGGACGUGUUCCCCGCGGGCGUGUUUAUCGACAACGUGGUGGCGGUGGCCAAGCGAGAGCUCAACUGGGAGGUUGAUUACACCCGGGAGGCGGAGUACACGGAACGUUUUGCCGAGAUGAUUCAGCACAUGCCCGAGUUUAGGGUGCCCAAGGUGAUCCGCGAGCUGACGUCGCAGUACGUCCUGACGACGGAACUGGUGCCGGGGGUGCCGAUGGAUAAGUGCUUCAAUUUGAGCCAGGACCACCGCGACCACAUUGCUCGAUCGGUGAUGAAGCUGGUGCUGAACGAGCUGUUCACGUUCCGCUGCAUGCAAACCGACCCCAACUGGUCCAACUUUCUGUACGACGCCAGCACGCGGAAGAUCAUGCUGAUCGAUUUCGGCGCGACGCGCUUCUACCAGAAGCCGUUCAUGGACGACUACAUGAGGGUCAUUGAAGCCGCCACCAGAAACGACCGCCAGCGCAUUUUGGAGCUGUCGCGCAAGAUGGGCUUCCUGACCGGGUACGAAACCACGGCCAUGGAGAAUGCCCACGUGGACGCGGUGCUAAUUCUGGGCGAAGUGUUCAGCGUGGAGGGUGAGUUUGAGUUUGGCAAGCAAAGCACCACCAAGAAGAUUGCCGCGCUGGUUCCGGUUAUGAUCGCCCAUCGGUUGUGUCCUCCGCCGGAGGAAAUCUACUCGCUGCACCGUAAGCUGUCCGGAGUGUUCUUGCUGUGCGCCAGGUUAAACGCCAAGAUUGACUGCCGGCCCCUGUUCAAAGAGGUUGCGAGCAACUAUAAAUUCGACUAAAUAGUAUUUAUUAGAGAGAAAUAAAAGUGUUGCAGUUUUGCAAGAUCAGCUUAA
This is a messenger RNA of Culex pipiens pallens (northern house mosquito), 2218 nucleotides long. Its product is annotated as atypical kinase COQ8B, mitochondrial-like. Lineage: Eukaryota; Metazoa; Arthropoda; Insecta; Diptera; Culicidae. The record is from RefSeq and is a predicted model, not a curated record. Gene Ontology annotation, molecular function: kinase activity. Bases 155 to 2164 code for a protein of 669 amino acids. Gene Ontology annotation, biological process: ubiquinone biosynthetic process. The transcript is spliced from 4 exons. Gene Ontology annotation, cellular component: extrinsic component of mitochondrial inner membrane.